Messenger RNA from Cooperia oncophora, 852 nucleotides. The record is from the annotation of a GenBank genome assembly. NCBI's taxonomy places the organism in Eukaryota, Metazoa, Nematoda, Chromadorea, Rhabditida, Trichostrongylidae.
AUGAGACAUGGUCCUCAGCUGGAACAGCAGUUCAAUCGCCUGAGUGCACAGCCGGCACAGCCAACGCCGAGCAAUCCUGACUCAUUAAAGGAAGUGGCAGUUGUUGAGCCGGCACGGGUUGCUGCUCCAUGGCAACAGGAACAGGUUAAGCUAGAUGAUGCUAAAAAACCGCUUCGACCGCGCACUCCCAUAAUGAAAAUCAAGUUUGAUUUUGAAACGUCCAACAUUGAACUACGAGCACGUCUUCUGCCAAGUCUUCUGGCACGUUACAAGCUCAACCGAGCCCAUAGCAGUGGAGUUACUGGCGAUGAGGCUAAAUGGACGGCUACCAUACAGCACCAUUAUGCAGAAUUCUGUGUGUCAUCGGCUGGUAAACCGAUGGACACAUUUACGCUAGCAUUGCCAUCAGUUGGUGUUAAUGGAGAAUACACUGUUGACAAGGAGGGAACGGCACCAGCAACAAAUAAGGCGCUUCUCUACCGCGAGGGAGGCUACCUGAAAGUCACUAUCACGCUAGGCCAAGUAAAUCACUCGUUCACAACUGAUCUCCUGAACCAGAUCCUAUUCGCUGAGCAGUCUUUCCGUAGCGAACUAUCCGCGCUAAUCACUCGAAUCAGGGCAGAACGAUAUGGAUGGUUACCGGUCUCAAAUCAUGCUCCUCAAACCGUGAGCAAAGAACCGAUGCUAUUGUUCUCCCUCAUGGUGAAAGGACAGGGAGUGCCCUGGUUACAACUCACGGCAGCUACUCCGACAGCAACUGCUGUUCGUUUUACUAUUGAGAGCUUGGAUGCCGAGUUGACAAAUCGUUGGGUAGGUAUAGCACUUUAUCCGUGGGAUAGUUGUAAAUUAUAG